AUGAGCUCCCGCAUCGCGGGGAAGUACACCGGCGGCGCCGCCGCCGCCGCCAGCGGCGGCGGCGUCUCGCGCCGCGGCCCGGACUCGUUCACGGAGGUCAGGUACGUUCCCAACCGAGGCGGUUCCGGAUCUCGUCGCGCGUCGUCGUCCACCGGAGGCGGAGGAGGGGGAUCGAACCUCUGCUGCGCGCUCGUCUUCGGCGUGAUCCUCUUCACGUCCGCGUUCCCGGUGCUGUGGUGGAACGAGGGCAACGCCGUCGCGGUGUACGACGCGCUCAAGGAAGCGAAGGACUCCGUCGUCCAAAUCAAAGGCGGCGUCGCGACGCCGUCGACGAAGGGGUCGCUCGUGCACGUCGUGGGGAAAACCUCGGGAGAACGCCUGCGCGACGGCGACUUUGGCGUCGCGAUGAACGACGCGAUCCGGCUCGACCGCGUCGUGGAGAGCUACCAGUGGAAGGAGACGAAGAGCGAGAGGCGCGUGGAGGAGGGGGACGAGACCAGGGUGGAGACGACGUACACGUACGAUCUGGCGUGGAUCCGCGGCACGAUCGAUUCGUCCAAGUUUCGACGACCGAACGGGCACCGGAACGCGGGCGCGCCGGAGUACGACGCGAAAUCGAUCGCCGCGCGAGAGGUGGGCGUCGGCGAUGGAUUCGUGCUGAGCGAGAGCCUGGUGAACAAGCUGACGCGGAGGCAGACCGUGCGGUUGACGCCGCCGAACGACGACGACGGCGGCGACGGCGACGAUGAAUUCGAAUCCAGACGCGGCGGCGCGCCGGGUCGGUACGGAGCGAAGAGGAAGAAGAAGCGACCGAAAGCGCUCGGCGGCGCGGUCCGCGACGGCGCCGACGCCGACGCCGACGCCGACGCCGAAGACGACGUUAACGCCGCCGACGACGACGCGGCGGGGCGGAAACGGCGCCGCGGGAAGGGCAUCGUCGACAACGACGACGACGACGACGACGAAUUCGACGCGGCGACCUCGUCAGGCGCCGUCGCGCCUCUCGGCGAGGCGCGACUGGUCGCGUCGUCGCCGCCCCCCGGCUACGCCGUCCUCGACGGCCUCGCGUACUCGCGCGCCGCGGCGGCGUCGAACCCGAAAGUCGGCGACCGACGCGUCCGGUAUGCCGCGCUCCCCGGCGGGCAGGUCGUCUCCGUGCUCGCGAAGCAAGGCAAAGGCGGCGCGCUCGUGCCCUUCGUCGCGAAAUCGGGGAAAGAGAUCGCGUUGGUGCGAGACGGGCGCGCGUCCUACGUUGAGAUGAUCGAGCGCGCGACGCGCGCGAACGCGACGCGGACGUGGCUCGUCCGCGCGGGCGGGUUCCUGCUCAUGUUCUUCGGCGUGGUGCUGCUCACGGCGCCGGUGCGGUACGCGGUCGGGGCGCUGCGAUGGAUACCGUUGCUCGGAGGGUUCGCGGCUUCGGUGAUCAAUCUCGGCGUGUUUCUCGCCGCGCUCGCCGUCGCGAUCGCGCUGUCGCUGGUCGUGAUCGGCGCGUCGUGGAUCACGCAUCGGCCGGUGAUCGCGAUCGCGAUGCUGGCAUCGUCCGUCGGCGUCGGGUGGGCGGCGCGAAGGGCGGGCGACGCGAGCAGAGGCGGCGGCGACCGAACGACGACGACGACGCAUCUGGACUGA
Molecule: messenger RNA, 1629 nt
Organism: Micromonas pusilla CCMP1545
Lineage: Eukaryota; Viridiplantae; Chlorophyta; Mamiellophyceae; Mamiellales; Mamiellaceae
Exons: 1
Coding region: 1-1629 (542 amino acids)
Biological process (GO): nuclear membrane organization; lipid metabolic process
Cellular component (GO): nuclear inner membrane; nuclear envelope
Source: RefSeq, a predicted model, not a curated record